AUGACUGUGAAACCUCUGCCGCUUUACCCAUCAUCGCGAGUGCAGUCAUCCCUCUCCCCCUCCCAACUGGCUUCCUUGAAUCAGAAGAUCUCACUCGCUCUUCAAGAAACUCUCUCUCUAACGCCUUCAAGACGCGACACACCGGAAACCGUUGCAUUCGUCUCUUCAUAUGCGCGCGAUGCUGCCCAAAAUAUCCUGCAUUCCAUCAUCUGGGCAGCAGGGACUUCCUCGUCCACAAAACAAUCGAAGUCUCGUGACAUGAAGGCCAUCCACUCACGCGUCCUCCUGCUCGUCGAACGAGUCGAUUCUGGCCUUCUUGAUAUGCAGACCAUCUUUGAUCUUACCAUUGCGUACUCUGCGCAUCCCGCUCGCCUUCGUGCUAUUAUCGCCAAAGCAUUCGAUUCAUCUGCUACGCUUCUUCAGAUAUUGACUGCAUCUGUUCUACCUGCCCUGACAGCAAUGUUUCAGCCUGCAUCUUCGUCUGGGCUUUAUGGAUUGCGGAAAACCUCCCACAGCCUUCUAUGCUUUUUCCGUGUUUCACCACCACCUGUCCUCCUCGCUUUCGCACGACAUAAACCAUUCCUUCUUGCUUUGGCCAAUGCAUAUGAUGCAGGCCUUGGAUCUCUCGCACAAUCAUAUGGAGGGUUUAGACUGGACUCCGCCAGUUCAGCUGCGCCAUCGCGUGAAUUAGAUGACUGGGAACGUAUACUUCUCGAGACAAAAGUGGCCUUGAUAGAUGCAUUUCAUAUCCUCUUCAAAUGUAUCCUCGAGGAUCUAUCUCGGUCCCAGGGACCAGCGCUUGCAUCUGCCUCUGAACAAACAUUCGACAUCUUCUUCGCAUUGCUCGAAAUCCCCACUCCACUCAGGAACACGAACGUUCCCUCGACCCCUUUUUACAAUCGCCCUCUACUAGUAGAUUAUCAAAACGCUUAUGAUCUCUCUCACCUGCUACAGAAGACGCUCGGCAACGCUGCAAUUGACGAUGCACGCGUAGAAUUCAUCACGACUUCCUUGCGCUCUCUUGAUGCAUCUUCCUCAAACGAUUCGAACCGAGACCCUGGAGUAUUAAAAUUGCUACUAGGUUCCGGUGCACCUCCAGGGAUCGAUGUGCGCGGCAAGGGCACCAGUCGCAAGAUCCGUAAUUCUGCCAUUGAAUCGACGCCCGUCGCAGCUCCCCCGUCUUCCGUUAAUCAAGAUGAUGUAGAACAACACGUGUCAGAAGUGCUGUCUAUCCUGCCAGACCACCCGCGAGCCUACAUACGCGGACUGCUAUUUCUACCGGAAUUCGACACCGUGGAGCGCGUUAUACAAGCACUGCUCGAAGGCACUGCUCCACCUCAAGAGCAAGUUGAGCGCUCUGCCGUGCUGAGGGGACCACCCUUAGGGCCUCCCGGCGAGAUUGAAUUUACGAAAGAGCGACUGAACGUGUUCGAUGAUGAGGUGAUGGAUCUGUCCAGCGUACGGAUUGGGAAAAAGAAAGAAAAUACCGCUGCAGUCCUCCGCGAUCGUACGUUCAUCGAGCAGAUGAAGGCCGAUAUCUUGCGACGCGCCGAGGAAGUGAGCGACUCCGAGGAGGAAACUGUCGUGGACAUCCUCCAUGCUGGAGAUAAAGGCAAGGGAAAGAGCCAGGGCAAGGGCAAGGGUGUAGAUAUCGCAUUCGACGAAGCAUUGGAGAUAGACACGGUCAGAGUCGGUGGAGAUGGCGAGGAAAGCGACGAAGACGAAGCCGAUAAUGAGAGCGAGGAAGCGCGCGCAGCGCAGAUAGAGACGAUCCUCGAGUUGGCGUACAUCUCUAACCCUGCAGUUUUCGACAGAGACAUGAUGACGAGGAGAAGUCAGGGAAGGCGUACGUUGCAGGCUCAGACCGGUUGGGCCGACGAGCAAAUCGAAGGAUGGAAAAUCAUGCUAGAGAGAAACCCCAAGCAAAAAGAAAAGAUGCUUCAAAAGCACGAAUUUUCUGGGAAUAAGCCACUCUCUGCACCUCCAUCGACGGGGCCAAGCCGCACUCAAACACCCGACAACGGGCAGCCCUCACAAGGACGCAAUGAACGAGGACGCGGUGGUGGCCGAGGGAGGGGCGGCCGAGGUGGCGGAGGCCGGGGUGGAGGUGGAGGUGGCCAAGGUAGCGAACAAAGAGAUCGAGCGUGGAAGGACAAGAACAAGGCGAGUCGGGCAAAUCAUGACCGUAAACGGGGACAUGAUCGGAAGAUGGCUAGAGGCGGAGGGCCACCCAGUUGAUAUUGUCUCAACAGAUGGGACGAGUGCUGUCAAGUCAAAGGUGGUAGUAUAUCGUAUGUAACGCCGUUACAUGGCAGCAGUGAGACUAUAAAUGCUACAUCAGAGAAGAG
Heterobasidion irregulare TC 32-1 is the source of this 2348-nucleotide messenger RNA. RefSeq lists its product as uncharacterized. Gene Ontology annotation, molecular function: ubiquitin binding. The transcript is spliced from 4 exons. The record is from RefSeq and is a predicted model, not a curated record. The coding region runs from base 1 to 2238 and encodes 745 amino acids. NCBI's taxonomy places the organism in Eukaryota, Fungi, Basidiomycota, Agaricomycetes, Russulales, Bondarzewiaceae.